UUUCUAUUAACUUUGAUCUUUUCAAAUUGAAUGAUAAAACAGAUUAUUAAAAGAAGAAUGACUACUCAAGUGAGAGAAUACGACAACUUUUCAAUUCAUGGUAAUUCUAUUAAAGAGGUAUAUGAUGUUCCAAUGUCUGUUAUCAAUCGACCUAUUCCUUCUCUAUUAGAUAGAGAGAAAGUAGAGUUAAUGAAAGAAGUAUUAAAGAACCCAGAAACAGAAAAGGAAUUGACACCUAUUGAUGUUCAUCAUGUCACUUAUAAAGGUCAAGAUUAUUAUUUUGCCUUUGGCGGAUGUCAUCGUUGGGCAGCGAAUAAAGAAUUAGGAAGAGAAACGAUUAGAGCAAAAUUAAUUGAUACACCACCUAGUAUUAUUACAACUUAUUUGGGUUCAUCUUCACCCUUCAAAAACUAAUAAUAAUCUUUGUAUAUAUGCGUAUAUUAAUUAUUACUUGAAAAAAACAAAAACAAAAAACAAAUUGUAAAUAAAUAAAUAAAUAAAUAUAUUUAUUAUAUAAA
Cokeromyces recurvatus is the source of this 518-nucleotide messenger RNA. Its product is annotated as ParB/Sulfiredoxin. The transcript has 3 exons. Gene Ontology annotation, cellular component: cytoplasm. Gene Ontology annotation, molecular function: sulfiredoxin activity. The record is from RefSeq and is a predicted model, not a curated record. Bases 31 to 414 code for a protein of 127 amino acids. Gene Ontology annotation, biological process: cellular response to oxidative stress. NCBI's taxonomy places the organism in Eukaryota, Fungi, Mucoromycota, Mucoromycetes, Mucorales, Mucoraceae.